AUGUUGACCUUUUUCUCAGUCCGAGAGCAAAAGCAUCGAAAAGUUGCAACGGAGCACGCCGACUCGCCAGGCAAUUGUGAAAGAGUUCAAGCGAGAAUGGCGGCCGUGUGCGCUGCGUUCGCUUCUCGCCAAUUGGCUCGCUCAGCGAGAAAUCGACUCCCCCAGAUCUCCCGCCGAGGAUUUUUGUCAACCCCCUUCCUUACCUCAACGGAGCCCUCUACGUCGUCAGUUGAUUCUCCGGACACGAAAUCUGGGCCCAAGGUCUCCUUCCGUCCGCCCCCUGUCAAGCGUGGCUCCCUCGCAUCGGGCUCCAUCUUCGCCGAUGGGGAGGAUUUCCCCAAAAUCACCACCGGAGGCCGAACCCCCAAACGUCGCUCAGAGGCGGCUGCUGAGGCCGAAGCACAGGAUGGCGAGGCGCAGACGACCAUCGUUGACCUGAGCGAACGUGACACCGCGAGUCUCGAGAGAUCGCUCAACCCCCACCCGAACCGCCGUGCACGAUGGCAGCGCAAGAUGGUAAUACGGACCAUCCACCGACGUGGCCGGCUAACGCGAAAGGAGAAAAUAAUGCAGUCUGAGCGAGAACUGUCCUCCAAAUCACACUGGUUCAAGACCUCGGUGAAGAAACUCGGGCCGUUGGCGAGGCAGAUCGCGGGCAAAAAUAUAGACGAGGCCAUCCUGCAGAUGAGAUACAGCAAGAAGAAGGCCGCCAAGGAUGUAAAAGCAUUCCUGGAACAAGCCAAGAACGAAGCUAUUGUCUCACGGGGUAUGGGCUUGGGUCAGGCUGAGGCCCAGGCCGCCGCGACUGAAACCGCCGAAGGAGAAGCACAAGUUGAAGUAACUGCCGUUGCCACCGCCGACGCAGCUCGCCCCGUUACGCUCACGCUGAAGGAUGGCAAGCGCCUGGUGGUGACAGAUCCAACCUCCAUCUACAUCGCCCAGGCAUGGGUCGGUCGGGGCCCGUUCGGAAGAGAAGCCUCCCCUCGCGGCAGAGGCAACACCCACAUCUUACGACCUCCGUACACGUCCAUCAGCGUGAUACUCAAGGAAGAAAAGACUCGCAUCCGUGAGUGGCAGGAACGUGAGCAGAAGGAUAUCAGGCGGCGGAAGGCAAAGGUCUGGAGACAGCUGCCAGAUCGACCGUUGACGAUGCGCAACCAGUAUUAUGCAUGGUAAGCGAGGCGGGGCUUCGGAGUCACUACUACAUGCUUGUACGACAUACAUGUGUGUGUGUAUCAUAGAUUAUCCCUUUUCUUCGGCUCUUUGUUUGAAAUUUUUUUUUUUUUUUUUAAUUUUCUCUUUUUCUUUCUGUUGAGUUUUCACUUCCUGUUCUACGGGCGUUAUAUAAAUGGAAAUGGCAGUCAGCUAUCAUUAUCGG
Messenger RNA from Coccidioides posadasii C735 delta SOWgp, 1378 nucleotides. It is a transcript of the gene MRPL22, whose product is annotated as mitochondrial 54S ribosomal protein uL22m. NCBI's taxonomy places the organism in Eukaryota, Fungi, Ascomycota, Eurotiomycetes, Onygenales, Onygenaceae. Gene Ontology annotation, molecular function: structural constituent of ribosome. The record is from RefSeq and is a predicted model, not a curated record. Gene Ontology annotation, cellular component: ribosome; mitochondrial large ribosomal subunit. Gene Ontology annotation, biological process: translation.